AUGGAUGAAGUCAACCACUCUGCAGUGUCUGAAUUUGUGUUCCUGGGACUCUCAAAUUGCUGGGAACUCCAGAUUUUUCUUUUUUGCUUUUCUUGUCUUUUCUAUGUGUCUAGUUUGAUAGGAAACCUCCUCAUAGUAGUCACUGUAACCGCUGACCUUUACUUGCAUUCCCCCAUGUAUUUUCUGCUGGCCAACCUCUCUGUCAUAGAUCUGAUAUUUUGCUCCAUUGCAGCACCCAAGAUGAUUUGUGAUCUUUUCAGGAAGCAAAAAGUCAUCUCCUUUGGGGGCUGUAUAGCUCAGAUCUUCUUUAGCCAUGCUGUUGGGGGCACUGAGAUGGUGCUGCUCAUAGCCAUGGCCUUUGACAGAUAUGUGGCCAUAUGUAAGCCUCUCUACUAUCUGACCAUCAUGAGCCCACGAAUGUGUGUUUUGAUUUUAGUGGUUGCCUGGGCCACUGGUCUCUUUCAUUCAUUGGCCCAGUUGGCUUUUGUUGUAAACUUGCCCUUCUGUGGCCCUAACGUAUUGGACAGUUUUUACUGUGACAUACCUCGGCUCAUCAAACUUGCUUGCACAGAUACCUAUAAACUGGAUUUCAUGGUCACUGCUAAUAGUGGGUUCAUUUCCUUGGGGGCUUUCUUCUUACUCAUCCUGUCUUACAUUUUCAUUCUUGCCACCCUUCAGAAACACUCUUCAGGAGGUUCAUCCAAGGCUCUUUCUACUCUGUCAGCUCAUAUUACUGUGGUUGUUUUAUAUUUUGGUCCACUGAUCUUUUUCUAUAUGUGGCCCUCUCCUUCAACACAUCUGGAUAAAUUUCUAGCCAUAUUUGAUGCAGUUUUGACGCCUUUUUUAAAUCCAGUCAUCUAUACAUUCAGGAACAAAGAGAUGAAGAUAGCAAUGAAGAGAGUGUUCCGUCAGCUUAUGGGUUUUAGAAAAACCACUUAA
This is a messenger RNA of Galeopterus variegatus (Sunda flying lemur), 939 nucleotides long. Its product is annotated as putative olfactory receptor GPCRLTM7. The coding region runs from base 1 to 939 and encodes 312 amino acids. The record is from RefSeq and is a predicted model, not a curated record. The transcript has a single exon. Gene Ontology annotation, molecular function: olfactory receptor activity; G protein-coupled receptor activity. Gene Ontology annotation, cellular component: membrane. Gene Ontology annotation, biological process: G protein-coupled receptor signaling pathway. Lineage: Eukaryota; Metazoa; Chordata; Mammalia; Dermoptera; Cynocephalidae.